AUGUUACUUCCCCAGGAAAGGUAUAAUGGUGGGUCGUCUCUUUCCUUCCAUCUUCCUUUUGGCUGCAAAUUAAGAAUGAGAAAGACUGUCUUUGCUGGUGUUUUUAUCUUCUCCUGCCUCUUAGGCGUAUUACUAUAGAAGCUUCUUCUGCUAAACCUACUCUUGAAUGUUGGAAGUGUGAUUUGUAGGUCAUGCAACCUCUCAAUUCCCUUCCAUGGAUGUAUUUUAGACUUUGGAACCUGCAGAGCAAAGCCUGGUCAGUAUUGUAUAAAAGAGAUUCAUAGUAAAGGUGGCAUUCAGUGGUACUCAGUUAAAGGCUGCACAGAAAGCAUCAAAGAGUGCUUCCAGAGAAGAAUAACAGCCUAUGAAACUUACUCUACUCACUGCUGUUAUCGUCCUUUGUCCAGGACAGAGAAUUCUCCACUUCACGUUAACGGGAGAACAGGAGGGCCCCCGGGGCCGCCAGUGGCGGCGCCCACACGGCUGGGAAGCGCGGACCAGGUGAGCUUCGCCGCUGGGACGCGGUUCCGCCCACAGGACAAGCCUGCGCCAGAGCAAGCAUAG
Messenger RNA from Castor canadensis (American beaver), 564 nucleotides. The record is from RefSeq and is a predicted model, not a curated record. Lineage: Eukaryota; Metazoa; Chordata; Mammalia; Rodentia; Castoridae.